ACAAAAAUCUUGCCGUUUUAUUUGACUCGCCUAGAUUUUAGGUUUUUUACACAAGGAGAACAUUUCUGUUUACCUACACACUACGCAGCGAGAAAUGUCCGGCGAAUCGGCGGUUACGGCUAUGGAGACAACGGAGAGGGCGACGGCGAACCAAAGUUCCUUUAAAAAUAACUCGAAUAACGGCGAUACAACAGAUAUGGAGCUCCAGAUUCUUGCAGCUAUGCGAUCCCGCGUAACCUACCUCAGAAACAAAGCAGACUCGGUGACCUUCGCGAGUGUGCGGAGGCUUCUGGAGGAAGACAUGGGAUUGGAGAAAUAUGCGUUGGAUGCGCAUAAGAGCUUUGUCAAAGACAAUUUGGUUAAGGUAUCCUUUCCCUUUGUCUAUACUGUUUUGCCAUCUGAGCGCACAUAUGUUUCUUUCUUUAUGGCAGUGCUUAGAGGAUCCUGGUGAUGCUGAUGGCGCUUCAGAAAACCCUCAGGAAACUGAGAAGAAAGAUGAUUUGACUCCAGUCAAAGAAGAAGCAGUUGCUUUGGAAGAGCAAGAGCAAGAGCAAGAGGUGAAGAACGAUGUAAGGGAAGAAACUGUUGGUGAUGAGGGGAAUAGAGAAGCCCUGAUGAGUGAUAUAAAGAGAGCCCUUCACAAAAGAGCGUCUUAUAUUAAGGCUAAUUCAGAGGAAAUUACAAUGGCUUCACUUCGUCGACUUUUGGAGGAAGAUCUUAAACUAAAGAAAGAUUCUCUUGUUCCCUUCAAGAAGUUCAUCAACAAAGAACUAGAUGCUGUGCUACAAAUUCCUGACCCUCCUAAGAAAAAGGUCAAGAGCACAGCAUCUAAGAAGGUUGGCAGUGAAGAUGAUUCUGAUUCAGAUUCUGGGGAAGUGGCUGUGAAGAAGACUCUGACCCAGAAAAGAAAACGAAAAAUUGAUAGUGGCAAACCGGUGGCUGGGAAAAAGAAAGCAAAACAUACGGAAGCAGAUUCAGAGAACGAUAGUGAUGCAGGAGAUAGUGAAAUGAAGGCAGAAAAACCGUUGAAGCAGCAGGGAAAGGAGACUGCAAUAACUGUGUAUGGAAAGCGUGUCGACCAUCUCAAAUCGGUCAUCAAAUCUUGUGGGAUGAGUAUUCCUCCUGUCAUAUACAGGAAAGUCAAGCAGGCUCCUGAAGAGAAACGUGAGGCUACUUUAAUAGAAGAACUUGAGCAGAUACUCGCCAAAGAAGGGCUGUCUUCAGAUCCUUCAGAGAAAGAGAUCAAAGAAGUGAAGAAAAAGAAAGAAAGAUCAAAAGAGCUUGAGGGUAUUGAUACAAGCAACAUUGUAUCGAGUUCAAGAAGAAGAUCUGCCACAAGUUUUGCACCUCCUCCAAAGCCGAAAAUAACAAGUGAAAGCGAGAGUGACGAAGAAGAGUCCGAGAAUGGAGAGGAUAACGAAGAAGAGGAAGAGGAAGGUAAUGAAGAAACGGGGGAAGGAAGCCAAAGCGAAGAAGAAUCAAACAACGAUGAUGAUGGUGGAGAGGAAAGCGAAUGAUUUGUAUGCUUGCUAGUGUUCUACCGUAAGAAAUCCAUCAUCCGUUAGCUAAAAUCUGUCUGUAUCUGCUACUGUAGUGACAUUUUGUUCCUUUUUUAAUUUUUCUGUAGCAAAUGGAUUUGAACACAAGUUGGAUAAAGGAAAGACACUAGAGAUUAGGAUGAAUAUUAAGCAUAUCAACUAGCUAAUAUUAUGUCA
Brassica rapa (field mustard) is the source of this 1715-nucleotide messenger RNA. RefSeq names its product glutamic acid-rich protein. Lineage: Eukaryota; Viridiplantae; Streptophyta; Magnoliopsida; Brassicales; Brassicaceae. Gene Ontology annotation, cellular component: nucleus. The record is from RefSeq and is a predicted model, not a curated record.